Cryptococcus wingfieldii CBS 7118 is the source of this 3792-nucleotide messenger RNA. RefSeq lists its product as hypothetical. Gene Ontology annotation, molecular function: hexosyltransferase activity; UDP-glycosyltransferase activity. The transcript is spliced from 11 exons. The record is from RefSeq and is a predicted model, not a curated record. Gene Ontology annotation, biological process: carbohydrate metabolic process. NCBI's taxonomy places the organism in Eukaryota, Fungi, Basidiomycota, Tremellomycetes, Tremellales, Cryptococcaceae. The coding region runs from base 1 to 3792 and encodes 1263 amino acids.
AUGCCCUGCAAGAAGACCCUCUCCCGCCUCUUCACCCCACAAGCGGAACCCCCCGCCCUCGACCGCGGCAACUCCAUGCCCUGCUCCGCCCAGCUCUUCGAUCUCCUCAAGUUUGUCGCGGGCGGCGGCGGCGCACCCGCUGACCUCACCAUGGCCGACCUCAGCGACGAAGACGAGGCCGCAGCUCACACAGACUCCUCGGCCUCAGAUGCCGACCCCAGCGGCAUGCCAGAUACCUCAGCCUCGGUCACUCCAGACAAGUCAUCUACCGAGGCCCACGAUGACCUCAGGCGGACGUGGGCUGACGAGACGAUGCGCAACAAUCGAGAACGGGACACUAUGAGCUCGCGAUUUACUGCCUUGUCUCUGAACAAUCUCUCGGCAUCCAUGUCCACGGAGCAUGUCAACAAGAACCACCCGCCGCUCCCGUUCGCAACCAUGGACGACUCGCCCGAGCUGGCAGCCCCGAUUGCUCCACCGCCAUUGUCAAGGUCCCAAUCGUCAUUCUCCACCUCUUCGGCAAGUUCAGAGGAGGCCCCAGAUGUCGACGAGCUCGCCAACGUCGGUACGACAUUUGACGGCGACCGAGAGAUAUCGCCGGAAGAAAAGUUGGCUGCUAUUGUGAACGAAUUUGGCGAUGUGUCAAGCAUCUACGAGGGGGAUGAGCCCGAACGUAUCCUGGCGGAAAGCAAGGGCAGUCUGUUCAAGAGCGUCAUGGUAGUCGGUAAUCUCCAUCUGACAACCCACCGACUAUUGUUUCAUGCCUACUUGCCGCCCGAUAACGAGACUUGGUCCAACUUGUCGGCUCAGCAAACAGCUGAUGUCACCAAUGAUGCCGUCUCUCACCAGCCCGAUCUCCUGCAUUCCGGACCUGUGACUAUUCACCGGCCAGGGCCUAUCAGGACCAGUCGGCGGGUGUGGAUGGAGUUGAGCUCGGAGAUGGUCACAACUUUUCCCAGUGCUGACGAAGCGGGACGUGUGCGGCCUCUUCGAUGUGUUCUUUUAUCGUCUAUCAAGAAAUGCGAUCCCUUGGACCCUGACCAUCCUUGUGACUUUUACGUCACUUAUGACACACCAUCCGGUCCUCGACAGAGUCACUUUACAGUCGACACCGAGCAAUCCGCCAUUCAGUGGCGUCGAGCUCUAGACGCGGCCAUCUUUCGCCAGAUACGCCACAAAUGGCGUCAGAUCGCCCCCAGCACCAACUUUCCCGACUCUUCCGACUGGUCCGUCAUCCGCAUCUGCAUCCCUUUCGACCGCGUUACCCUCCGCGGUGUCAACAGUUUCCACUCCUUUGCCACCCUCGUCGGGAUGGAUAUUGCGAUGGACGGGGUGAGGAUAAGCAAGGCCAUGUUGCCGGUUGUAAAAGGGGAUUGGUCGACAGAGGAUCCCGUUGGGUCGGAAGGACACAAGCCGCUGUUGUCCCCAUCUUUGAUAAGGACGCAGAAGACUGGAUCCUUUCUCCAUCGGCGCAGUCUUUCUCUCGGUCGCAGGCCACAAUCUCCGGCCAGAAGCGACGUUCCCAAAUCCUCUGACGCAGCUGUCUACGAUUCACUAGAGACUCUCGGCUUGCAGUCCUCUGACCAAGGUACAAUCAGUUUCAAUAUCGGGGUAUUAAAUGAGCAAGCAUGGUUUGCGCAAGCGAUCCGCUCGGCGGUUCAUGCCUCGCAAGGACGCAAGUGCAAGCCUGCCAUGAAGCGUCCCAAGCUCGUCUGGGAAGUUGGAGGACAUGAUUGUCUGGCGACAGACGAAGAGCUCGAUGCGGAGAAGGCUCAAAGCGGGUCGAUGGACUCGGAGGAGGCCGAAGAGGAUGAUGAUGAUGGGGGUUUGGUGCAAGAAACGAGAAAGAAGGAAAAGGCGUUGAUGGCGGCAAAAGUGUUUGGGCUCAAAGAGGAAGAGGGGAUUUGGAUCAAACGGUGCUAUGUUGCGACAGCUCUCAUCCCUGCACGCGGCCACAUCAUCGUCACGCCUCGCUAUAUCUGCUUCUGGCGACGUGUCACGGUUGGAUCAGACAUCAAGUAUCGGUUCCCAAUCGAGGACGUCAAGGGUGCUGCCACAGCGCCGAGUCUCCGUACGAGGUUCCAUGGCCUUGCCUUGCAGGUACAUGGUUAUAAAGAUGUGCGCUUCGAGUUUUGGAACAAGGAAGCUAGAGACGAAGUGAGUCUACAGAAUGAUCUCAAUUCCUACGAGGCUGACGAUGAGCAGGUCAUUCUUCGAGUAAAUGCUACUUGCGCUACUCGAGGACGGGGACACAGGAGAGACUACUCACCUUCUCACCAAGAUUCUCAGUCCCAGCCCGCCACACCCGUCUCUUUCGAGGGUAUUGAGCGCGUCGCAUCCCCCGUCGGCGACCCUCUCCUCGAACACCCUGCCGACAUUCUCGUUCCUCCAAAGGAUCUUCUCAUCAAGCCAGUGCCCAUGAACGACGAAGUGAUAUCGUACAUGCCAUUUGUGGCGAAUAGACCACCGGGAUUGACUUCCAUCAAACCAAGGACUUUUACAUGCUUGACGAUUGGUUCGCGUGGCGAUGUGCAGCCGUAUAUUGCUCUUGGUUUGCGCCUAAUGAAGGACGGUCACAAGGUCGUCAUCGUUACGCACGGCGAAUUCAAGGAAUGGGUUGAGGGGUAUGGGAUCGAGCAUCGACAGGCAGGAGGGGAUCCGACGGCGUUGAUGAAGCUCAGUCAAGAGCACCGAAUGUUCUCACCCGGCUUUUUCAAAGAGUCUCUAGGGGCUUUUAGGCAGUGGCUCGACGACUUGUUGCUUGACUCUUGGAAUGCUUGCCACGACGCGGAUGUUCUCAUUGAAAGCCCAUCCGCCAUGGCCGGUAUACAUAUCGCUGAGGCUCUCAAGAUUCCGUAUUUCCGGGCGUUCACCAUGCCCUGGACGAGAACCGCGGCCUACCCGCAAGCUUUCCUUGUGCCAGCCUUUGAGAUGGGCCCGAGCUUCAAUUACUCUACCUACGUCUUGUACGAUAAUAUCAUUUGGAAGGCUACAGCGCCGCAGAUCAAUCGCUGGCGUAAAAAGCACUUGGGCAUCAAGGGCACAGAUAUGGCUGCAUUGUCAGUAACCAAGGUGCCGUUCUUGUACAACUUUAGCUCUUCAGUGGUACCGAAGCCGUUGGAUUGGCAUGACGAUAUCAUGAUCACUGGGUAUUGGAGUUUGGAGGACAGCGACUCGGAUUGGUCGCCUCCAGCCAAGCUUGAUGAGUUUAUCGCAAAGGCCAAGGAAGAUGGCAAGCCUUUGGUCUAUAUUGGAUUUGGGUCGAUUGUCGUUCCCCGACCAAACGCAAUGACCAAAAGCAUUAUCAAGGCUGUCGAGAAAGCCGACGUCCGCGCCAUCAUUGCCAAGGGGUGGUCUUCUCGAGGUGGUGAUCCAGCCACGGAAGGCGAGCACAUCGAGUUCCCAGCAAGUUGCUAUGGUGUCGACAAGAUCCCUCAUGCCUGGCUCUUCCCCAGAGUGCAAGCGGCUUUGCAUCACGGAGGAGCGGGAACAGUGGGGGCAAGUCUACGAGCUGGUAUUCCCACUCUCAUUAAACCUUGGUUUGGUGACCAGUUCUUCUGGUCCAUCCGUGUAACAAAGCUGGGCGUUGGACUCAAGGUGGCAUCUCUGCAUGCUGAUGAUAUCGCUUCGGCUUUGACCAAAGCCACAUCAGACAAGGUGAUGAUCGAAAAGGCGGCGAGGAUUGGGGAGAGAAUAAGGUCAGAGAACGGAGUAGACACGGCGGUAAAGGCGAUCAGCGACAACAUCAUAAGGGCAGGAGGGGACAGGAGGAAGAUGCAGUGGGCCAAAUGA